This is a messenger RNA of Recurvomyces mirabilis, 780 nucleotides long. RefSeq lists its product as uncharacterized. Lineage: Eukaryota; Fungi; Ascomycota; Dothideomycetes; Mycosphaerellales; Teratosphaeriaceae. Bases 1 to 780 code for a protein of 259 amino acids. The record is from RefSeq and is a predicted model, not a curated record. Gene Ontology annotation, cellular component: cytoplasm. The transcript has a single exon.
AUGUCUCAAGAAAGCCACCUCCCCUCCCAACAGGCCAACUGCAAAGACCUAAUCAUAGUCUGCUGCCACGCCACCUUCAGCGGAGACAACAUGGACGAAUCCUCCUGGACCCUCCAAGACUUCCAACGCGCCGACACCACCACCCACAAAACGAGCGAAAUCUCCACUUUCCUCGCCCACAUCACCGCCGGAGCAAACUUGUACCAGGCGAGUGGGGAAGCCAUGCUCAUGUUCUCCGGCGGCGACACGACAGGGACGGCCUGGACGGAGGCGAAGGGGUACGAGAGGAUUUUCCGCACGCACUUACCGCCUCGCGACCUCUCGACCCCUGUAGGCGGCGGGUGCCAAUUAGAGGAGCGGGCGACGGAUAGUUAUCAGAACCUACUGUUUUCCAUCUUACGGUAUCAUGAGUUGUUGGGAAGGUAUCCGGAGCACAUCACCAUCAUCACGCAUGCAUUUAAACAGCAGCGGUUUCUGGAACUGCAUGCGCCGGCUAUUAAGUGGCCUGCAAGCAGGAUCAGGGUGCAGGGGAUUAAUCACCCCUUUACGCUGGAGGAGUUGAGGACGACGCAGAGGAAGGAGUAUGAGAAUGCUUAUGGGUUGUUUGAAAGGGAUUUGUAUGGGAUUAGGGAGCCCUUGGCUGGGAAGCGGAGGAAGAGGUUUUGGAAGGAUGAAGUGGCGGAGGGGUUGAGUGGGGAUGAGGUGGUGAAGCGGUUGUUGGCGUGGCGGGGCGAGGAGAGUGGGGUGGAGGUUUUCCCGGAGAGUUUGCCGUGGGAGUGA